CACAGCCGAGUGUCCCUCCAUCAUGUCCGGCCUCCAGCUGUUCAGAGAGCUGGUUACCGAGCGGCUGUCGGCGGCCGCUGAGGAGAUUUUCGCGGCAUUCAAAAACACCCUCGCGGGCUACGAAGAGGAGAUCCUGCUCUCCAAACGGGAGAUCCACCGGCAGCGCGCGGAGCUGCAAACACUUAACAAAAUAAAGAUUAAAAAACGUUCAGACCAACCACAGCUGGCUCUCUCAGAGGACUUCCCUUCUGACCAGCACCAAGAAGAACACUGUGAGCAGGAGUGGAGCUCCGCACUGGACCAGGAGCCUCCACAAACUGAGAAAAGCCAGGAGGAUGAGGCGGAGGAGGAGGACACCAUCAAGGUCAUCUUCACUCCUCCGUGUGUGAAUAAUGAGCUGGACCAGGAUAAAGCAGAUCCUCUCCCGAGCACUUCCACGGUGGAGGCGGAGACUGAAGUUGAAGGCAGAGCGUACUCCGGCUUUUCUGCGGUGGAGAAAGACAACAGCACUGAGGAGUGGGCGGGCAGCGGGGGGUCUCAGAGCGAAGACAGCGACGAGGACUGGAGGAAAAGGAAGGCGCCUCGUCCGAUGGUGCUGAAACUGCACCCAGGUAAAAAAGCAAAAUCGCAAAUUUGCUGUAAAGUCUGCGGGAAGGCGUUCCAUGCUAACAUCUCGUUGGUGAACCACCUGAAGGUGCACCCGAAGGAGGUCUGCGGCGUGUGCGGGGAGCGCUUCGAGAGUGAGGAGAGUUUUCGAGAUCACCUGACAUCGCACGUGAAAGCGGAAGUCUGCGGCGUUUGUGGGAAAUGUUUCGGCUCCUCCAGCUCUUUGCAGACGCACAUGAGGGUCCACACGGGGGAGAAACCGUUUAACUGCAGCGAGUGUGGGAAAUCCUUCAACUGCCGCCAAAACAUGAUGCGACACAUCCGGAUACACACUGGGGAGAAACCCUAUCCUUGCACUGUGUGCGGGAAAUGUUUUAAUGACGACUCCACGUUGAAACACCACCUGCUGGUUCACGUGCACAAGAAGAAACGGAACCCAAAUAACGAAAGUGAAAAUGGUAAAGACAGUGAGGAUGAGAAGACGUUGACGUUACCAAAAAAGCAGCAGACUCGGACAAUAUGUGAAGUGUGUGGUGAAAAGUUUCGCUCCAUGAUUUCUCUGGUGAAUCACGCUAAAAGUCACGCCACGGACCUCUGCGGUGUUUGUGGGACGCACUUCGACUCUGAGGCAAACUUAAAACUUCACAUGAAAACUCAUAAAAGCGGGAAGGUGUGCGAGGUGUGCUUGAAGUGUUUCGACGGUCAGAAAAACCUGGAGAUCCACAUGAGGACCCACACAGGGGAGAAGCCGUUUCUCUGCAGCGAGUGCGGAAAAUCCUUCAACUGCCGCCACAAUAUGAUAAGACACACCCGGAUUCACACGGGGGAGAAACCUUACAUGUGCAACAUCUGCAGCCGCUGCUUCAGCGACCACUCCGUGCAGAAGCAGCACAGCAGCACGCACACAGGGGAGAAACCGCACCGCUGUGAGAUCUGCGGGAAAAGUUUCCACCGUAAGACGAACCUGAGGCUGCACAUGAAGAGCCACAAGACUGAGAAGUGACUGAUAAAUACUGUAAGGUGGUGUGUAGCAGAGUCCUGCCCGGGUCUCAUUUUCAAGAUCUGCCCCUGUACCGCAACGUUCAAUGGAGUGGUGCUGGGAUGACGUAUUUGUGUAGGUUGACCCUGAAGUUAGCAUCUCCCUGGUUCCCUCAACCAAAAGCCAAUGGGAUUUCUUUAUUGGAUUUUGCAUUAUUGCGGUAAGACAGAAGUUGACCUGAUAGAUAUUUAGUUUUACUAUAAGUAUUAUCCAACACCCACAAUCCUACCAGCAUUUUCCUUUUUUUCCUCAGACCUGCAACCAGAAAUACAAUUAUACAAAAUAUUUUUGUGAAGCUGAAAACAUCAUGUUGGGACAUAUUUGUGAAAUGCACUUGAAAUGAUUCCUUGGUUUAUUUGGACAGCAGAAGGAGUCUCACUCAGCCUGCCUCCGUUUUACAACCUCGGUUUCUUUCAUUUCUACAAACUAAAGGUGGCACUGAACCACAUUAGCUCUUUUGAUAAGCAGGUGCAUGAGCACAAUUAAAACCUGAGCUCAUAUAAUUGUGCAGUGUUCCCACAUGCCAAACCAGUUUCCUCCGCUUACAUCUGCAGAUGCCACCUUCAAUUCCAGUGUCAUUGUGCUGCUGGCAGGCACUGCUGUGAUGACCACACCCAAAAUGUAACACACAAUGCAAUGAAAACUUUAAAAAAUGCAAGAGGUGAAACGAAAGUUAAAUGCACCUUUUUAUAAAGUUUCCUCCCAAAGCUUGAAGGUGCUUAUAUCUUUGUUUUUUAGUGCAUUUACAUUCAAAUACAGUACAGUUUAUCAAUACAAGAAGAUUAAGUGAAAAGCAAUAGAUUAUUUCUCAGAAGUGAAGUUUAUUUUAAGCCUGUUAUAUGCUACAAUUCCUUUAUUAAUUUUUAGAACAAAUUGCCUGAGGAUAUUACUCUUGACAAAAUCAGUUCAUACUUCUAUAACCAUUAAGUGAAUCAUUCUACGCACAUUUAGGAUCUGUAAAAUCUGUUAUUAAUUGCAUUUUUGUUUAUACUUUUCUUUACUGGGUGUUGCAUAUAGUUGUGUAUGUAAAGCAAUUUGUUAAUAUUGGUUUAAAAAAACAACUACUACUGUGUCAUAAGGUAAUAUGUUUCAUAGAUUUCUAUACAAUCGGACUGCUCAAAGUACAGGGACCUUUGGAUGGGGCUACAUGUGAGCCCCAUGUGAUACAUGAGCUGUAUCCCAUUUAUUUUGUAUGUUUAAAUAUUUUUGAUACAAAGUAAAUUACUUUUACAUUUUGUAACUGUUUC
Molecule: messenger RNA, 2892 nt
Organism: Gymnodraco acuticeps
Lineage: Eukaryota; Metazoa; Chordata; Actinopteri; Perciformes; Bathydraconidae
Product: gastrula zinc finger protein XlCGF26.1-like
Exons: 2
Coding region: 23-1609 (528 amino acids)
Biological process (GO): regulation of transcription by RNA polymerase II
Molecular function (GO): DNA-binding transcription factor activity; RNA polymerase II cis-regulatory region sequence-specific DNA binding
Source: RefSeq, a predicted model, not a curated record